AUGGCAAGCAAGCAUAGGAAAGGCACACUUUUGGUUCCGGUUACGGAAAUUCAGGGAGAAGGGGGGGUUUUCCCCUCUAGAGAUCUUUUUUCUUAUGCCAAUGGCUGUUUUGGCAUUUACUGGCGACCCCUACUGGGCGCCUCUGGGUCAGUUACUCACUCACAUAGAGCAGAUGAUAGAGAGAUACAGCAUUGCAAAAUUGAAAUGAGGCCAAUUUGGUCGCAAUCCGGCAUUGCUAACUCGAGUGGGUUGCGACAUGUUUUUACAGACAAGGGGUUUAUUUUGGUAAGUCUUGACGCGAGUCACAAAAGCUGGUGGCUUUUUGACAGAUUUGGCCUCAAUUGA
This is a messenger RNA of Colletotrichum graminicola M1.001, 345 nucleotides long. RefSeq lists its product as uncharacterized. The coding region runs from base 1 to 345 and encodes 114 amino acids. NCBI's taxonomy places the organism in Eukaryota, Fungi, Ascomycota, Sordariomycetes, Glomerellales, Glomerellaceae. The transcript has a single exon. The record is from RefSeq and is a predicted model, not a curated record.